AUGUUCGACUUUAGCGACGACGCGUCGCACCGCGAAAAAUGUUACACCACUAUCUCUCAAUUACCUCGAUUUGUCGAUCCAAACCAAGUGCCAAGGAAGAGAUCUCCCUUCUCGACUAUCUUGAACCAUGCCUUUGUGCAUACUGUUGAGGUCAUUCUUGAAGAAGAUAUGUACGCUGAGAUUCAGACGUCACUGGGCAAGCUAGAUAAGCCACGGUCUGCGCGUGUCUUCAUGUCACCAUCAGACCUGUUGGAGCAUGAGUUCUUCAACACGUACAUCAAGACCGGCAAUGUGAUGAUGAUCUCAGAGGGACAAGCAGGGUCAGACACACUGUUCACCCUCAAUGACGGGAUCCUGAGGAUCGAGCUGGGGCGAGAGAAGUUUGAGCGUGUUGGCCUGAGUGGGAAACCCGUGCGAAGCGGUGGGAGAAAGCACACCAAAGAAAGAUUCUUGAUUGAGCUGAACUUACGACUACCAUCCAUGUUACACGGCAAGAAAGGGUUUGACAGGAUUGUAUGGGCCUUCAAAAAUGUCCUGGAUAGAUCCGUGGCAUGGCUUUUCUGUGACCUGGAUUCCAUCUCAUCUCCUCAAGCAGCUUCCAACCCGAUUGAAAAACAAAGCCCACAGUGGAUUACUCCUGAAAUGGCGAAGACGAGUCUCAACCGAGUGUCGAUGCCUCCUUUAGAAGGACUGGUAUCAUCUCAGAUGGCCGAGGACGAGAUGCAGCAAAACUGCGGUGCUCUCUCUGAAUGGAUUGGGCUGACGCAGAUGAGAUCUCCCCGGAUCUCGGCCGACGAUCAAAUCGACCCUUACUUGAGUCGCUAUGAGGUUCCAGGGACCGAAGUAUGCAAGACCGUUGAUCUGGUCAGUCUCAAAUGGCACGGUCUCAUUCCAGCAAAGUGGAUCCUCGAUCUCUACGCGUGUUUACUGAGCAACGGCCCAAAAGCUUCCCAUGGUUCUGAUCUCAAUUCGAAGCUGUUGUCUAGCUGGUUCGUGCUUGCUGCGUCAACGCUGCGCACGCAAGCCGUGGAGGGGAAGGACGGUUUCACUAUCGUUACUGCCCCCUCGAUUACUUUGCAAGCGUCAUCCGGUGAAGGCAUGAGCCGUCUAUCAUCAGAAGCUGAUGAAAAUCCACCACUCGAAGCUCAAAACCGCAAUGCAGCUCAGUCUGCCUGCUAUAAUUCUCAUUUCUACCUGUUCUUAGCCUGUCGAGCUCAGCUCGUGGUCAUGUCUUCCUCUUUCCUGUCUUCACAACCUGUGUUUGAGGACCAGGAGCCGUGGGCUCUCUUCGAGGCUUUCAAAACCAUCGACCACCAUCGUCCUCAAGCCAAACACAACCAAGACGAUGAGUAUUCUCACCCCCUGGAGGCCUCCUCCACUGUUCAGUGGGGAGGUCCAGCAUCUGCCCAAAGAGUGACCCCAACACUCCCGGUCCCCAGUGACGCUGAAGCGUCACUCCUUCACCUGCCAGAGGCACCCACAGCCUCUGAGUUCGUCAAUUUGACUGGUGUAACUGCAUCAGUCACACCAUAUAUGAGCCCGCCGCCUGCCGUGCCAGCGCCGUCGGUGCCACGGCGCAAGCCUCAGCCGGUGCCAAAGACAACCGUCCAGGGCAGCCGCGUGCAGAAGGCCGCCUCGAAGAAAACUCCUCGUCGGGAGAAGCCUCCAGUAUCCCAGAAAAUCACCUGGGAUAGCUUUCUCCAGCCCGUGGUACCCGAGGGCGUCGUCGCCAACCCCGGCAAUCAUGGACGCUGGGAGAUCGAUAAGUACGGCAACAGGACGUACCUGAAUCGACUGAAAGCUAAGCGAGCAAAGCCUGUGCGGCCUCAAGGGCCUGGUGCUGGCAUCAUUGUCUUCGGUCCUCCUCCUCCACCUCCCCCCGGCCCUUGGGUUCCUUCCUCGACUUUUCCGACUGUCAUCGUUUUGUAUAUGACUCUGCGUGUCAUGUAG
Molecule: messenger RNA, 1950 nt
Organism: Penicillium oxalicum
Lineage: Eukaryota; Fungi; Ascomycota; Eurotiomycetes; Eurotiales; Aspergillaceae
Exons: 9
Coding region: 1-1950 (649 amino acids)
Biological process (GO): tRNA 5'-leader removal; endonucleolytic cleavage in ITS1 to separate SSU-rRNA from 5.8S rRNA and LSU-rRNA from tricistronic rRNA transcript (SSU-rRNA, 5.8S rRNA, LSU-rRNA); tRNA 3'-end processing
Cellular component (GO): multimeric ribonuclease P complex; ribonuclease MRP complex
Molecular function (GO): ribonuclease P activity; ribonuclease MRP activity
Source: RefSeq, a predicted model, not a curated record